Molecule: messenger RNA, 828 nt
Organism: Exophiala aquamarina CBS 119918
Lineage: Eukaryota; Fungi; Ascomycota; Eurotiomycetes; Chaetothyriales; Herpotrichiellaceae
Exons: 2
Coding region: 1-828 (275 amino acids)
Molecular function (GO): methyltransferase activity
Source: RefSeq, a predicted model, not a curated record
AUGGCGGCGACAACGAAAAAGGAACAAGCAGUGUAUUCACACGGGCAUCAUAAAUCAGUCGUGCAAGACCACGCGCGGCGCACCGCACGAGACUCCGCCGCGUUCCUACUCCCGCACAUCAAGCCCAAUUCCACGAUCCUGGACGUAGGCUGCGGACCUGGGACAAUCACGGCGGACCUCGCCGCACUCGUGCCACAGGGCAGCGUGAUCGGCUGCGACCCGGUGGAGUCGGUGCUGAGCCAGGCGACAUCGUACGCGGCAUCCCGAGGGUUGAGCAAUGUGACGUUCGAAAAGGUCGACGCGAACGCUCUGCCCUAUGCCGACGAGACGUUCGACAUUGUGACGUGCCACCAAGUCCUCCAGCACGUGUCGGACCCCGUGGGCAUCCUGCGCGAGAUGCGGCGCGUGGUCAAGCGCGGCGGGCUCGUCGCCGCGCGGGAGGCUGACUACGCCACCUUCGCAUGGUACCCUGAGCCGAAGGAGCUCGCGCGCUGGGCCGAGCUGUACCAGAUGGUCGCGAAGACCAAUGGCGGCGAGCCGAAUGCGGGCCGGUAUUGCCAUGUGUGGGCGCGGCAGGCCGGUUUUGACGGGGAGGAGGUCGAGGCCACCUGGGACCAUUGGCGGUAUGCGGAUGAGAGGGUCCGCCAGUUUUCCGAGAGUUGGGCCGGGAGGAUCCUCCAGCCAGGGUUUCUGAGGACGGCGGUGGACAAAGGGUUUGCGAGCGAGGAGGAGAUCAGGGGGAUUUCGGAGGCGUGGAAGAAAUGGGGCACGCAGGAGGAUGCCUUCUUUGCCAUUCCCCAUGGCCAGAUUCUGUGUCGGAAGUCGUGA